Messenger RNA from Caenorhabditis briggsae, 762 nucleotides. The transcript is spliced from 5 exons. Lineage: Eukaryota; Metazoa; Nematoda; Chromadorea; Rhabditida; Rhabditidae. Bases 1 to 762 code for a protein of 253 amino acids. The record is from RefSeq and is a predicted model, not a curated record.
AUGGUCUAUGCAACAAGGAAGGAGCUAAAAGAUGCGAUGGCGCAGAUCCGAGUGAAGUACCCCGGUGCGAGCGAUUUCUAUGAAGACAUCGAAGUACACUUGGACGAAUUCCAUAAAUGGGAGCGGAGCCUCAAAUUGGAGAGCAUUUUCAUUCGUGCGAUCAGCCUACCGGAAGAUGACGACGGCAGUGGAAUACACGUUGGACGGACUACCUACCACUGGGGAAUCGUCAAAGACGAUGGAAAUCAAAGAAAGUUUGAGUACGUUCACUACAAACCAAAAGCUCGAGACAAGCCUCAACAGCGUCUUGAUCUCAAAGACAGGCAGUUCAGAAGGACUCUCACAUACGAGCACUACCUGCGCCUAAAGGAGACAGUGGAAAAUUAUGGAUAUGAAUUCAACAGAAACUACUUCGUGCCGGAUCCUGACCCAGAUAUCCUGGACGGAGAUGUGCCACAUGUGGGACGGCAGCUCAGGAACAUGAGAAGCGCUGCAGAAUACGAUGCAGAUAUGCUUCCAGACACAUUGAGUGAUUGCAAGAUUUCAAUCUCCGAUCGUUACAAUGAAUAUCUUCAGGAAUAUCACGAAUCUGGCAACGAAUACUUCUUGUAUCGCGCAGACUUUUGGAGAAAAUUGAAGCCAGAAGACUUGACCUUGGACCAUCAACUUCUACUUGCUGCUGACUACCAAAACUGGAUCAAUGGAUACUUUUUGGAAAAAAUGCUCCGCGAGGAGUACACCGAGGCGAUCGGCAGUCUUUAA